Molecule: messenger RNA, 1924 nt
Organism: Musa acuminata subsp. malaccensis (wild Malaysian banana)
Lineage: Eukaryota; Viridiplantae; Streptophyta; Magnoliopsida; Zingiberales; Musaceae
Biological process (GO): carotene biosynthetic process; xanthophyll biosynthetic process; ubiquinone biosynthetic process
Cellular component (GO): mitochondrion
Molecular function (GO): FAD binding; oxidoreductase activity, acting on paired donors, with incorporation or reduction of molecular oxygen, NAD(P)H as one donor, and incorporation of one atom of oxygen; 2-octaprenyl-6-methoxyphenol hydroxylase activity
Source: RefSeq, a predicted model, not a curated record
CCCUUCCCUUUCUUUCGUGUUCCUUCUCUCGGUUCUUGUUCUUGUUCGCGGCGAGAUCGGAGGAAGUACUGACAUAAUUGAUCGAUUUGUAACGCAGAUGCGGGCCUCUCUGUCCACCUUCCUCAUGAGAAGGGCCGUGGGGAGGAAUGUGUUGCGCGGCGUCAAUUUUUUGCCCACAAGGUGUUUGUGCAGUGAUGUGGCUGCUGGAGGUGGAGGAGGAGGUGCUAAUUCUAGCCAUGCCGUGGAAAGAGAUGCGGGCCAUGAAGAGAGGGAUGGUGUGACAACUAAGCAAUAUGAUGUGGCUAUCAUUGGUGGUGGCAUGGUUGGACUGGCUCUUGCAAGUGCAUUGUCAAGUAUGCCUUUAACAAAGCAUUUAAAGGUUGCCAUUGUUGAUCCAAAUCCUGCACUGUCUCUGAGAAACUAUUAUGACAAGAGUGAGAUGCCUGACUCAAGGGUUAGCACAAUUACUCCUGCAACUAUUUCGUUGUUCAAAGAUGUUGGUGCUUGGGAGCAUGUUCAGCAGCAAAGACAUGCAUUUUUUGAUCAGAUGCAGGUAUGGGACUACACUGGUUUGGGUUAUACGAGAUACAAUGCUAGAGAUGUGGGAAAAGAAUAUCUUGGAUGUGUGGUGGAGAAUAAGGUUCUUUGCAAUUCACUUUUAUUAUCCUUACAGCAGGAUGCAGAUUCUAGAAAGACAAUCAUCCCUGCAAAACUAACCUCAAUGACUUUACCACCAAAAAGCCCAUCUUCUGGAUCAUCCAUAGGCCAUACUACUAUGGAUAAGUUGUCUGGAAUGGCCAAGUCUGAUGAAACUUUUGAGCAGAUACAACUUAGACGAUUAGCCAAACUGGAACUGAGUGAUGGACAGCACAUCUAUUCAAAGUUGGUGGUCGGAGCUGAUGGUGCUAAAUCACAUGUUAGGGAGAUGGCAGGAAUCAAGACAAGUGGGUGGAAUUAUUCACAAAGUGGAGUUAUAUGUACAGUUGAACACACUCUGGAAAAUCAUUGUGCUUGGCAGAGAUUUCUACCAUCUGGUCCAAUUGCACUUUUACCUAUUGGAGACAAAUUUAGCAAUAUUGUAUGGACAAUGGGCUCUGAUGACUCUACCAGGCACAAGUUGAUGAGUGUUGAUGAUUUUGUAGAAGCUGUGAACUAUGCACUAGAUCAUGGUUAUGGUCCACAUCCACAGUCGAGCUCUCUGGAUCAUUACAUUGAGAGUUUACCAUGGAUCACUGGACCUGGAACACUAUCCACUAGAGAACACUUUGAAGUACCACCAAAAGUAAUUAAUGUGGUCUCAGAAAGAAUGGCUUUUCCUUUAUCAUUAAUGCAUGCUCAUAACUACGCAUCAAGCCAAGUUGUGCUUAUAGGUGAUGCAGCACAUGCAGUACAUCCUUUAGCAGGUCAAGGUGUAAAUUUAGGAUUUGGAGAUGCAUCAGCUUUGGCUAAGGUCAUCGCUGAAGGCCUUUCACUGGGUGCUGACAUUGCGGAUCUUGCCUUGCUGAAAAAGUAUGAGAAGGAACGGAAGGCGGCAAACAUCACCAUGAUGGCAAUACUUGAUGGUUUUCAGAAGGCUUACUCUGUUGAUUUUGGGCCGAUCAAUCUUGUAAGAGCUGCUGCAUUCCAUGGAGCUCAAUAUAUAGCACCACUCAAGAAGACUAUAAUUUCGUAUGCUAUGGGCGAUAAAAAAUGGCCUCUCUUUUCAUGAGGAAAAGAAGAAAGCAGCGGAUGCUGAUUUUAGUUUAAUGUUGCGCCACUGGCAUAGACAUUUUGUCAUAAUUUAGUUGAUGAAGGUAUUUUCUCGUCAGUCAUAUCUUUGUUCCCUUUAUCACGGUGCUGUUAGUAGUGGCAUUGAUGGGUGAUAUUGAUCAAUUCUAACCUGAAGCUUUUGCAAAGUUCUAAAAAAGUGAAGCAUUGGCUUCUA